Messenger RNA from Podospora pseudopauciseta, 3243 nucleotides. RefSeq lists its product as uncharacterized. Gene Ontology annotation, biological process: proteolysis; nucleoside metabolic process. The record is from RefSeq and is a predicted model, not a curated record. The transcript has 3 exons. Lineage: Eukaryota; Fungi; Ascomycota; Sordariomycetes; Sordariales; Podosporaceae. Bases 1 to 3243 code for a protein of 1080 amino acids. Gene Ontology annotation, molecular function: protein binding; aspartic-type endopeptidase activity.
AUGUCCAAGCGACCAUUAAGUACGGAAAACAGUGGCAAUACUACGGCCGAAAGUAGAAAGAGGGGGAGAAUAGCUUCUGAUGAUUUGGAGACAUCGGGAGCCAAUAUCUCUCGACAAGGAGCGAAUUCGGAGUAUACAGUCGGCUGGAUUUGCGCUCUAACUACGGAAUCUGUAGCAGCCCGAGCCUUCCUCGAUGAAGAAUACGGCGGCCUUGAAGCAGUCGCCCAGCACGACAACAAUAGCUAUAUCUUGGGCAAGAUCGGCAGUCACAAUGUCGUAAUUGCCGUCCUGCCUGAUGCAGAAUAUGGCACAACGUCCGCGGCGGCAGUAGCCCGAGACAUGCUUCACAGCUUUCCGAACGUACGCAUUGGAUUGAUGGUCGGCAUCGGAGGUGGUGCGCCUAGUCGGAAGCGUGAUAUCCGACUCGGGGAUGUAAUAGUCAGCAGUCCCUGUGGCGGGAAAGGCGGCGUAUUCCAGUACGACUUUGGCAAGACCAUUCAGGAUCAGACGUUCCAAGAGACUGCAUUCUUGGACCAACCACCCACGGUGCUGCGGGCAGCUGUAAGCACGCUCAAAGGCACAUACGAUAUGAAGGGCCACCAGCUUGUGGCCGAUGUGGAAAUGGCAUUGAAGAAGAUCAAGAAGCGGAAAAAGUACAGAAAACCUACUCCAGCAAGCGAUAGAUUAUACAGAUCCGACGUUAUACAUCCUUCGCACUCGUCUGAAAGCUGCGAGAUCACAUGCGGUAAUGACGAGGCCAACUUGGUGGUCCGAGAUAAACGAGAUGAAGAGGACGACGAUCCCGCAAUUCACUACGGCUUAAUUGCCAGCGGAAACCAACUGAUGAAGGAUGCGCGUAUCCGGGACAAGUUAGCGGAUGAAAAGGGGGUUCUUUGCUUCGAGAUGGAGGCGGCCGGUUUAAUGAACCAUUUCCCGUGCCUAGUGAUCCGCGGGAUAUGCGACUACUCCGACUCGCACAAGAACAAGGAUUGGCAAGGAUAUGCGGCAAUGAUGGCAGCGGCGUAUGCGAAGGAUCUCCUGCGUCAGAUCCCGUCUAAUAAGGUCGAGGAAGAGAGGAGGAUUGGCGAAGCAGUCCAAGAGGGCCUGGGAUGCCUACACCAGACGACGAAUGAGACCAAAGCUGAGGUCGAAACUAUGAGACGCAAUCAUCACCUCGCUGAAGUUGAGAGAUGGCUCCGCCCACCCGACGCAUCGACUAACUUCAAUGAAGCGAGAAGAAAAUGGCACGAAGGGUCUGGGCUAUGGUUCCUCGAUAGCCCUGCCUUCAAUGAGUGGAAGUGUGGAUCACAUCAUCUGUGGCUUCACGGCUUAGCAGGAUGUGGCAAAACUGUCCUUAGUGCGACGAUAAUGGAUCAUCUCCAGAAGAGGAACGAUUGCAUAGUCCUGCAAUUCUACUUCGAUUUCAACGACACUUCGAAACAGAAGGUGGACGGCAUGUUGCGCUCUCUUGUCUUUCAGCUCUACAAAUUAGGAUCUAGUUCUAAGGAGCUUGACAGCCUAUACCAAUCCCACUUCGACUACCAGAGACAGCCAGACAAUCCAAGUUUAACAAAAACACUCCAUGCAAUGAUGAAGGACUCGAAAAAUACUUAUCUAGUCAUGGAUGCACUAGACGAGUGCACAGAGAGAGGGGAACUGCUCCAGUGGAUGAUGGAAUUCUUCAAAGCGCCCGACCUAGGCCAUGUUCGUAUGAUCGCCACUGGCCGGCCAGAUGAAGAGUUUCUGAGACGUAUUCCCGGUUGGAUAGGUAAAAACAACUGUUUGCAACUCGAUAAAGAGGCUGUCAACGCCGACAUACGCUCCUAUGUCACGGCAAAGCUUGAGCAGAGUCCCGAUUUCUUGGAAAAGGAACUGUCUCAGGAUCUUCGCGAACGGAUUCGGAAUGAAGUCGGAGAUAGGGCUGACGGGAUGUGGCAUAGGUUCAGAUGGGCAGCAUGUCAAUUGGCCAGCCUUGCAAAAUGUAUGAGUCCCAGGGAUAUCGAAACAGCUCUUAAGACUUUGCCCGGGGAUCUCAAUGAGACAUAUCAGCGCAUGCUCCAAAACAUACCAGCAAACCUUAAGAAGGAUGCUAUACGUCUCCUACAGUUCCUUGUCCACGGCAAGCGGCCGUUGACGCUACAUGAGGCCGUAGAGGUAAUAGCUACACAGACGGAUGAGGAGCCACGAGGCUUCGACCUAAAGCGCAGGCUUUUUCGCGGUGACGAUAUUCUACAGUACUGCCCCAGUCUAGUGUCGGUUAUUGAUGUCUUAGCUUAUAACGGGGCUAGAAAAGAGCUCCACCUUGCCCAUUUCUCAGUCAAAGAGUAUCUUCUGAAGGAAGGGCAGUUUGGUCUACCUCUUGCUAGCAUUGUCAUUACCAGGACUUGUUUGACAUACCUUACGGAUAUUGAGGGUAGAUGGUGGGAAAUUAAGAAGAGAUUUGCGAUGGCGAAAUAUGCGGCGAACUAUUGGAUGGACUAUGCCGCUUUGGCGGAAAGAUCAGAAGACGUUGUUCAAAUGAGUAUCAAGUUUUUACAGGACGAGUCGACUUUUCAGCGGUGGGUUCAGCUGUACCAGGCGGACAAUAUGCUGACCAGAGCACCGGGUUCUCGACAAGAAUUAAGACUCUAUUAUGCUUGCCUGGGUGGACUUGCAGCAGUCUCAAGAGCCUUGAUAGACGGAGACGCCGAUGUCAACGCACAGGGUGGCGAUUGCGGUAACGCUCUUCAGGCUGCUGUAAAUGGAGGCCACCGAGAUACUGUUCAACUUUUGCUGGACAGGGGUGCCGAUGUCAACGCACAGGGCGACGAUUACGGUAACGCUCUUCAGGCUGCUGUAAAUGGAGGCCACCGAGAUAUUAUUCAACUUUUGCUGGACAGGGGUGCCGAUGUCAACGCACAAGGUGGCUGGUACGCCAACGCUCUUUACGCUGCUGUAAAUGGAAGCCACCGAGAUAUUAUUCAACUUUUGCUGGACAGGGGUGCCGAUGUCAACGCACAGGGCGGACGUUACGGUAACGCUCUCCAGGCUGCUUCAAAGGGAGGCCACCGAGAUAUUGUUCAACUUUUGCUGGACAGGGGUGCCGAUGUCAACGGAAAGGGUGACUGGUACGGUGACGCUCUUCGUGCUGCUUCAAGGAGAGGCCACCGAGAUAUUGUUCAACUUUUGCUGGACAGGGGUGCCGAUAUUACAGCUCUCGAUGAAAAGGUAUGGUACUUCUCAUGGAUGGACGACCUCUAUUAG